CGUUUGAAAUCAGACACUUUGGUCUAUCUAAUGGUGAAAGAAUUAGAUCUCUAGCACUUUCUGUUGAAAUAUUACAGGCCUCGAGAUUUGUGCCAAGACUUUUACAUCAGUCAUUAUAGAUGUGAAGCACAUAGAAAAAUGAAAACUGAAUCUACUAAAAAUUUUACUACAAUUUUAUCAUACAGUGUGUGUGCGUAUUCGAUUAAAAAAGAAAUUUCUUAUAUAUCAAUCUUAACAAAACAUGAUCUUCAUUUUUUAGGCUAUACUAAAUAUAUUUGGCGUCCAUUAUACAAAAAUUUAUUUAUUAAAAAAUCUUCGCAUGAUCCUCUUUGGUUACGAUUAGCACAAUAUUUUCUAUUAGAAAUAAUCGAUGAUAUUCUAUUAUAUACAAUUCAACAUGGAAAUGCAAUAAUACUUGAUUUAUUUCUUAGUGAUCGUAUUCUUCAUUUACCAUUAUUAGAAACAUAUUUAAUCGAUACAUUACUUUUUCGUAAACAAUUAUCAAUUGAUAUUGUACGAACAAUACUUAUUUAUUUAACAAUGUCAACAAAUCGAAUAGAAAAAUGUUUUGAAAAUGUAUUUCAACGUUUUUUAACAUUAUGGUCACAAGAAAGUUUUAUUCGAUUUUCAUCAAAUAGUCAACAUUUUUAUAUAUGUCAAUGUAUAUGUAUAUGUUUAUCACUUAAUAAACAAUUAAAAUUAAAUGAAGAUAAAGAUAAAAUUAUUAUAUCUGUAUUAAAUGGUAUUCGUAUACAUAUUGAAUCAACAUUUGAUUAUAUUAGAAGACGUGGUCAAUUUAUAGGAGAAUUAAUUAUUCAACGUAUUAAUCUAUUUUCACCAUCAAAUCAACUUCAUUUUGAUACGUACGAUAAAAAUCAUUCAGAAAUUCAAAUACUAACUAAAUUAGCUGAAUUAAAUCAUUCACUAAACGACAGAGAAUUAUCUGAUGAUGAUGACGAUGAAAAAGAAAAAAUUCGUAUGAAAAAAGGUCAGUCUACAAUUACAGAAUAUCUAAAUCUAUGA
This is a messenger RNA of Rotaria sp. Silwood2, 1023 nucleotides long. Lineage: Eukaryota; Metazoa; Rotifera; Eurotatoria; Philodinida; Philodinidae. The record is from the annotation of a GenBank genome assembly.